Messenger RNA from Aureobasidium namibiae CBS 147.97, 3288 nucleotides. RefSeq names its product P-loop containing nucleoside triphosphate hydrolase protein. Gene Ontology annotation, molecular function: GTPase activity; GTP binding; ribosome binding. The transcript has 3 exons. Bases 1 to 3288 code for a protein of 1095 amino acids. Gene Ontology annotation, biological process: cytosolic ribosome assembly. Gene Ontology annotation, cellular component: cytosol; ribonucleoprotein complex. Lineage: Eukaryota; Fungi; Ascomycota; Dothideomycetes; Dothideales; Saccotheciaceae. The record is from RefSeq and is a predicted model, not a curated record.
AUGCCCGUCGUCCCACCAGAGAAGCUCAUCAAGCUUCAGCAUGCCGCUGAUGGCAUAAGAAACAUUUGCAUUCUCGCUCACGUCGACCAUGGCAAGACUUCGCUGUCAGAUGCUCUCAUCGCCACAAAUGGCAUCAUUUCACCAAAGCUGGCUGGCAGGAUACGCUACCUCGACUCUAGGCCCGAUGAGCAGCUCAGAGGAAUCACAAUGGAGUCUUCGGCCAUCUCCCUCUACUUUUCCCUCUUGAAACGCUCUGCGCCAGAUGCCGCUCCCGAGCAAAAAGAAUACCUCGUCAACCUCAUAGACUCUCCCGGCCACAUCGACUUCAGCUCAGAGGUCUCUACCGCUUCAAGACUAUGUGACGGUGCCGUUGUUCUAGUAGACGCCAUCGAAGGUGUUUGUAGUCAGACUGUUACCGUCUUGCGACAAUGUUGGAACGAAAAGCUCAAGCCUCUGCUUGUCAUCAACAAGAUGGAUCGUCUGAUCACUGAAUGGAAGAUGGGCCCCCACGAAGCCUACAUACACUUGAACAAGACCAUCGAACAAGUAAACGCUGUCAUGGGCAGCUUUUUCCAAGGUGAGCGCAUGGAGGAUGAUUUGCGUUGGCGCGAGAGGGUCGAGGAGCGCGUCAGCGCAAAAUCCACAACCGACACUGUCGUCGGCGAUGAUGCAAAUCUUCCCACCUCUGAUGUGCCGGCCGAUUUUGAGGAGAAGAGUGACGAGGACAUCUACUUUGCUCCCGAAAACAACAAUGUCAUCUUUAGUAGUGCCAUCGACGGAUGGGCCUUUACCCCUCGCCAAUUUGCUGCCAUCUAUGACAAGAAACUCGGUAUGAAGAGAGAGAUUCUAGAAAAGACCCUUUGGGGUGACUUCUAUCUCGAUCCCAAGACCAAACGUGUGCUCGGAAGCAAGCACCUGAAAGGUAGAAACUUGAAGCCCAUGUUUGUCCAACUCGUUCUUGAGCCUAUCUGGGCUGUCUACGAAGCGACUACUGGGGGCGACCAAGGAAAGGGCGACCCGGCCCUCCUGGAGAAGAUCACAAAGUCAUUGAAUUUGACCAUCCCUCAACACAUCAAGCGAUCACGCGACCCUCGUGCUCUGCUGACUACAGUCUUCGCGAGCUGGCUACCCCUUUCUACUGCUCUUCUUGUGUCUGUGAUAGAACACCUGCCAUCUCCUCCCAAGGCUCAAGCAGCCCGUAUCCCACCGCUCCUGGAAGCUUCACCUGGCUCUGAUCAUAUUGACCCCAAAGUGACAACCGCCAUGACGGAGUCCAGAAAGUCAACAGAAGAGCCGGUUGUCGCAUAUGUCAGUAAAAUGGUGUCGGUGCCUGAGAGUGAGCUUCCGAUCAACAAGCGACGCGGCGGUGCACUCACGGCAGAGGAGGCACGCGAGUUGGGCCGCAAGAAGAGAGCCGAGAUCGCCAAGGCACAAGCACUUGCGAAUGGUGAAAACGCAGAUGUUGAUUCGGUCGCUGAUGCUCUCAGUACCGUGGCCAUCGGAGAGGACGACGAUGAGGAUUCUGCACCCAAAGACGAAGAAGCAGAGCAGGAAGACCGAGAGCAUCUCAUUGGCUUUGCACGUCUGUAUUCUGGUACCCUGACAGUUGGCCAAGAAGUCUACGUCCUUCCGCCCAAGUUUACUCCGGCUAACCCGAGGGCUUCUCCCGAGCCCAAGAAGGUCACAAUCACCGCUUUGUACCUCCUGAUGGGCCGUAGUCUGGAAGCUCUUAACUCGGUUCCUGCAGGCUCCAUCGUUGGUAUCGGCGGCCUCGAGGGUGCCAUCCUGAAAUCGGGCACACUCUGUUCUCAGCUCGAUGGCGCACCUAACCUUUCAUCGUCAUCUGCUAUCAGCACCAAUGCUCCCAUCGUCCGUGUUGCCGUCGAACCUGCAUGGCCAGCAGAUCUAGACAAGAUGGUCAAGGGCUUGCGUUUGCUAGAACAAGCUGACCCUGCAGUCUUGUACGAGCAACUGGAGAGUGGUGAGCAUGUCAUUUUGACUGCUGGCGAGUUGCAUCUGGAACGCUGCUUGAAGGAUCUUCGUGAACGUUUUGCAAAAUGCGAUGUCCAAGCCGGAGAAGUCAUCGUGCCGUACAGAGAAGGCAUCACCAACUACGUCGCCUCAUCGACCACAGAACAACAGGAAGAGAUGAACCCACCCAAGUAUCCUGAACUAGGAAGAGGUAGAAUUGAUGUUGUCACCACCAGUAAGCAAAUCACUGUCCGUCUCAGUGUACGCCCACUACCGGAAUCUGUCACACACUUUCUUGUCAAGAACACAGCUGCAGUCAAGAGACUGUAUUCAGAAAAGAAAGCGGUACAACAAGAUUCCGCUGCUGCGGCCGAGAACACCGAGGAACAAGAUGGUGAACACGAAGCCGGCAACGAUGUUGGUAUCGUCGAAUCGGGUCGAGUACUGUCGAUGGAUGAGUUCAAAGCUCAACUGAGUACAGCAUUUGCUGAUGUCAAGGGUGACAAAGACAUUUGGCAGGAUGCGGCUGAGAAGAUCACAGCAUUCGGACCCCGCAGAGUAGGACCCAAUGUUCUCAUUGAUGCCACCCAGAAUGGUAUCUGCGGCAAGUUCCUGCGUGACGUACAAGAUGACAAGGAGAGCACCGACGAGACAGACGUUCGGCCCGAUCAACUACGAGCUCGGGACUUUGUCGACAAGGUCACAUACGCCUUCCAACUUGCCACGAACCAAGGCCCCCUCUGCAACGAACCCAUGCAAGGUGUUGCCGUCUUCGUCGAGGACAUCACGAUCAACAAGACCGAUGACGAGCAACAGAACAUGGGACGUUUGACUGGCGAAGUGAUCAAGUCCACGCGAGACAGCAUCCGUCAAGGCUUCUUGGACUGGAGUCCACGUCUGCUGCUGGCCAUGUACAGUUGCGAGAUCCAAGCUUCCGCCGAAGUCCUGGGUCGUGUAUAUGCAGUCAUUACAAGACGUCGCGGCAGGAUCAUCUCAGAGUCUCUUCUCGAGCCUUCGCCCAAUUUUACCAUCUUGGCCUUGCUGCCCGUUGCAGAGAGUUUCGGUUUCUCAGACGAGAUCCGCAAGCGAACCUCGGGUGCUGCCAGUCCUCAACUCAUCUUCGAAGGCUUUGAGAUGCUGGAUGAAGACCCCUUCUGGGUGCCUCGUACCGAGGAAGAGAUUGAAGACCUCGGUGAAAAGGGUGACAGAGACAAUGUUGCCAAGCGCUAUGUUGAUACUGUCAGAGAGCGCAAGGGUCUGUUCGUCCAACGCAAGGUUGUCGAGCACGGAGAGAAGCAAAAGACAUUGAAGCGUUAA